Solanum dulcamara is the source of this 1497-nucleotide messenger RNA. Its product is annotated as amino acid permease 3-like. The record is from RefSeq and is a predicted model, not a curated record. NCBI's taxonomy places the organism in Eukaryota, Viridiplantae, Streptophyta, Magnoliopsida, Solanales, Solanaceae. The coding region runs from base 1 to 1497 and encodes 498 amino acids. Gene Ontology annotation, cellular component: plasma membrane. The transcript has 2 exons.
AUGAUACCGGCUGAAGGUCCAUCGCGAAGGGAAUAUCUUGUCGAGGCAAUCCUUUCUAAGCCCGUUUCUGCAGAACUCUGUUCGCCCAUUAAAGCGAUGGCAGAUCAUGUUUCAGUGAAUGUGUAUGAAGGUGAAUCGAAAUGUUUUGAUGAUGAUGGUCGUUUGAAAAGAAGAGGGACUGUUUGGACGGCAAGUGCUCACAUAAUUACAGCUGUGAUUGGUUCUGGAGUUCUAUCAUUGGCUUGGGCCACUGCUCAACUUGGAUGGAUUGCUGGUCCAACUGUAUUGCUUCUCUUCUCCUUUGUUACUUACUACACUUCUUCUUUACUCUCCGAUUGUUACCGUACAGGAGACCAACUUACUGGAACAAGAAACUAUACUUAUAUGGAUGUUGUCCGAGCCAAUUUUGGUGGGGUUCACGUUAAGAUUUGUGGGGUUAUUCAAUAUGUUAAUCUUGUUGGAGUUGCAAUUGGCUACACCAUUGCAUCUUCUAUUAGCAUGGUUGCUGUCAAAAGGUCUAAUUGUUUCCAUAACCACGGUCAUCAUGCUGCUUGCUAUGUUUCAAGCACACCCUACAUGAUCAUGUUUGGAGUCGUGGAAAUUAUCUUGUCACAAAUCCCAGAUUUUGAUCAGAUUUCGUGGCUUUCUAUUGCCGCUGCUGUUAUGUCCUUCACUUACUCUACCAUUGGUCUUGGUUUAGGAGUUGCUAAAGUUGCUGAAACAGGAAAAAUACAAGGAAGUCUAACUGGGGUUAGCACUGGAACUGAAAUCCACAAGAUAUGGAAAAGCUUUCAAGCUCUUGGAGCUAUAGCUUUUGCUUAUUCUUACUCCCGGGUCCUUAUUGAGAUUCAGGAUACACUCAAAUCACCACCAGCAGAAGCAAAGACGAUGAAGAAGGCAUCACUAAUAAGUGUGGCAGUAACAACUGUUUUCUACAUGCUUUGUGGCUGCUUUGGCUAUGCAGCAUUUGGAGACCAAUCUCCUGGAAACCUACUCACUGGAUUUGGAUUCUACAACCCAUAUUGGCUGCUGGACAUAGCCAACGUGGCCAUCGUUGUCCACCUAGUGGGUGAUUACCAAGUUUUCUGCCAACCCCUUUUCGCCUUUGUUGAAAAAAAAGCAGCUGAAUGGUACCCAGACAGCAAAAUCAUCACGAAAGAGAUUGAUACCCCAAUCCUCGGCUGUAAGCCCUUCAAGCUCAACUUUUUCCGUCUGAUUUGGAGGACCAUUUUCGUGAUCUUCACCACAGUCAUAUCUAUGCUGAUGUCAUUCUUUAAGGACGUCGUUGGCAUUCUUGGAGCCUUUGGAUUUUGGCCACUUACAGUCUACUUCCCAGUAAAAAUGUACAUUGUGCAAAAGAAUAUCCCCAAAUGGAGUGGAAGGUGGAUUUGCCUUCAACUACUUAGUGGAGCUUGCCUUGUUAUCUCAAUUGCUGCAGCUGUUGGUUCUUUUGCUGGAAUUGUUUCGGAUUUACAAGUUUACUGGCCUUUCAAAUAA